UAGAAACAAUACAAAAAAAAUCGACAAAACUACUCAAAACUGAAACGAUGUUCUUUAUAAUCAGCCAGGACUACACACUAAUUGUAACCAAGCCAUACGAGAAUAAAGAAAUGUUUCUUACCACGUUGAACGAACAACACCACAGACCUUAUCGAACUAUGGAGACGAAAGAGAGAAGUGCACAUUCCGUAGGACUGUUGUACGAUGUCAUUUCAAGAAACCGAUGCCAGAUAGAAAAUUUCAAGACACUUGUGUACUGUGAGAAACGAACGAGCAGAAGAAUAACUCCAAGAGUUCCAAAGACCAGUAUCGUAAAGUUUGCAUGACUAACUGAAACACUUCGAUCAAGCAGGGCUUGACCUAACCGAAAAGCGGGCACGAUAGAAACUAAACAACUGCAGCUUCAGUUUUAUGGAUCCUAACGCACCAUCAAACGUUAAAAUGAUGAUUUGCCGAAGAGAAUCGAAAAAUUUGCGAAUAAUAGUUACAACCUGAGUAAAACCAAACAUUGCACCGCGGUUGUUGUUAUUUCACACAGAAAGUCCCCAAUUUCGUAUAGACGAGCGCACCCGUCGUUGUUCAUCAGGGAUCUGUCGGAAUAUGGGCAAAUGGAAUUGUUGGGUUAUCCCUAUGAUGCGGCUCAACAAGGCGCAUAUCAGCAAUAUGUGAACAGCCAAAUUCCAGCGCACGCACAGCUACCGCCAUCUUACAACUCCGUGGUAACGAGCAUGACACCAGCCGGUUAUCCACCCUACCCGCCGGGGAUCGUCCACCAGCAGCCGUUCUACCCGAACAGCUGGAGCGUGAAUCCGUCCGCACCGCAGGCCGCCCCGAUGCAGUUCGCUCCUCACCAUCUUCCCCCGCCGCCACCGUAUGCCGCUGCCACCCAGCAGGCCAUCCCCGCUCAAGCCGUGCAUCCGACGAUGUACCAGUACCCGAUUGCGACUGCCCCGCAACCACAGCCACCACAAGUGUAUCAUCAAACGCCAAUGUAUCAGGUUCAGGGUGCCAUGUUUGACGCAGGUGCACGCUUCGGCAAGUCCGCCGGGUCGGCUUCGAUUCCGCCUCCGCCGCCCGGAAUCGCUCCCAACGCGGCCCAGAUAGCGGCCAUGCAGGGCCAGCAGGUUGUCAUGACCAAGAAGAAGAACAACUUCCUGCACGGUGGCAACGGAGCCGGAUUUACAUUCUGGUAAGCUCAGCCCGUCGGGCGCGAACGAUUCAGUUUUCGUUCUGCGCGCUGGUCACGCACAGCGGAUGGAUACCCGGAGAGCCACUUAUUAUACAGUGAUGUCGUAUUUUUUUCUAGUGUACCGAUCGGUUCAGUUUAGGAGUGUAGUAGACCCCUGUUCAACUACUUAUUUACACCUGGUGGACAAUAUAUUUUUUUUGUUUUCCCUCUGCCAGGAAAAAUGCCAUUGAUGUAUUUCGAUUUGUAGUCAAAAUAUUUGAUUUUUUUGUUUCCCGUUGUUCUUUUCCAUUCACGAAUCUAGAUUGUACAAUUUUGACCAUUUAUUAUUCGAAACAUUAAGAGAAACUACAACCAAUAAAUUCUGAAACGAACGCGAA
This is a messenger RNA of Aedes albopictus (Asian tiger mosquito), 1566 nucleotides long. RefSeq names its product DAZ-associated protein 2. Lineage: Eukaryota; Metazoa; Arthropoda; Insecta; Diptera; Culicidae. The coding region runs from base 609 to 1193 and encodes 194 amino acids. The transcript has 4 exons. The record is from RefSeq and is a predicted model, not a curated record.